This is a messenger RNA of Lasiosphaeria miniovina, 823 nucleotides long. RefSeq lists its product as uncharacterized. Bases 80 to 823 code for a protein of 247 amino acids. The record is from RefSeq and is a predicted model, not a curated record. Lineage: Eukaryota; Fungi; Ascomycota; Sordariomycetes; Sordariales; Lasiosphaeriaceae. The transcript has 6 exons.
AUUCGGCUUCUUGACCGGAACACUGGACUGAUGAUUCAAUGGAUGAACCUUCAAUGUACAGUAGACCAGUGCCGUCAUAAUGGGAGAGUUCACGAUAUCAGUUGGCACCCAACCCGCGCUGCAGCGCCUGGAGCGCCGCCCCCUCGGCGCAGUGGCGGAGGACCGCCCGCUAAACGGCCUCGUCGGCCCGAGCAAGAGCCUCGCGGGGGUUGACCCGAGCCAAUUUGGCCUCGGCAACGGCGUCGCCAGCGGCGAAAACCCUGUCCUGGGCGGGUUUGAGGGCGUUGCGGGACAAGGGGCCACGCGCGACGCCCCGGGCGUAGCCGACUACCAGCUUUUCGACCUAUGCCUCAAGUCGCCUCUCGCUAAGGGGUUUCUAAGGUUUGAGCAGUAUCCCGCGCUGCUUUCCGAUUUCAAUAACGGAAGCCUUUUCCUAAAGAACGAGACGCUUGUUGCCCUGUUUCUCGUAGAAGGCGCCACCAGGGUAUGGCUGGCAGGGCUAGCUAACCGCAUGGUAGCUGACGCUCUAUGUUUCGACGGCGUCUGGGUUGCCAAAACGCCACCCACAACUACGCCUGCGCCGGGGGAGUCCCCGUUCCGCUGCAUUCUCGUCACGUACCUCCCUUCGAUCCCGGAAGCUAUGGAGAAGCUGAAGCGCACCAAGGACUUGCUUAGGGCUGCAAGGGACCGCACCCGGGCUAAAAUUAGCGAGAAAUGGAGAGAUGAGGUGGAGAAGAACACGCUUGCGUUCAACGUUGGUGGACGCCGCGUUUCUAUCCAGGAUCUUGAUGCCAUGCUGGCCGUGAACAUGGUCCCGCCUUAG